Molecule: messenger RNA, 716 nt
Organism: Aspergillus melleus
Lineage: Eukaryota; Fungi; Ascomycota; Eurotiomycetes; Eurotiales; Aspergillaceae
Exons: 3
Coding region: 104-559 (151 amino acids)
Source: RefSeq, a predicted model, not a curated record
CACUAACAGCAGAAAAACAGUCCAUUCCUUCAGUCACUCUUUCAUCCACUAGUUCAUUCAUUUCCUCCAACUGAAUCACUUUCCUUGAAGAAAACAUAUCAAGAUGCACUUCUUGUCCGCUCUUUCCAUCUUCGCCUUCUCUGCUGUGGUCGCCGCAGACGGCGGUUACUCCGGUAGCUGCAAGGACCCUAUGCCCAUGUAUUCCGGAGAACCCAUCUUGGACAUUGAAUGCGCCGGAACGGAUGAUAACGGAGAUUCUUUCUACGAACGAACCAUGCUGGAUUUGAACGAUUGCUACGCUGUCAUUGAGGACGCUUCUAUUGUCCCUCGAAAGAACGGUGGCAUGGGAGGCCGAUGCGAGAUGUGUGACGUUAGCUGGGAUGGCACAUUGUCGUGCUUCUGUCAGGACGGCUCGGGCGACCGACACCUGGUGGAUGUGGAUUUGAACGGCGCUAUUCGCAACGUCAACGGACAUCUUCACUGUGAUGUUGACGAUGGAGGCGUGGACUCCGAGUGUGUCGGUGGAUGGUCCGGAGAUAUCGACUGCGAUGAUCUCUAGUUAUCGGGAUAGACACAUCCACUAUUUGGCAGUUAAAUGGCAUCGUCUCCGUUCCUGGCUACCUUGUGUGUUCAUUAUCAAGCUUCUGACUGCGUCGGGGUGCAUCAUGUAAUAACUGGGUAAUCGCCUUCCUUCGAAACCGAUUCUUGUUGGCGCA